GCCAUUGUAACUUUAAUGUGAAACCGCGUCGUGAGUGAGUGGUAUAUUUGAGUGCAAAAAAAAGUGUCUGAUUAACGAAAUUGUUACUUUUCUGUUUAUAUAUUUGUUGGAAUAUAUAAUAAACCAUUAUUAAUCAUGAGUGACAGGCCAAGUAAUGGCGACUACAAAUAUCAAAGGGAUGAAAAUUCAGAUAAGGGAAAAACAUUAUCCGAAAAAGAUCGUGAAGAAAAAGAGCAUCAACUUGAUAAAGCCGGGGAGUAUGUCCGUGAACUAUUACAAGUCAAAGUUGAAUUGGAUUCUCAGAAAUGGCCUAAUGCAGCUAGUUUAAUCGAUCAAGAAAUUCAAAAAACUCAGGCUAUGGGAAAACCAAUAAGGGAUCCAAAAUAUGUGGAUAUUUAUCGUGAAAAACCAACUCGUGUUUCAGUUAAAGUGUUGGUACCUGUGAGAGAACAUCCUAAGUUUAAUUUUGUUGGAAAAUUAUUGGGUCCAAAAGGUAAUUCUAUGAAACGUUUGCAAGAAGAAACUAUGUGCAAGAUGGCAGUGUUGGGAAGAGGAUCGAUGAAAGAUCGUCAAAAGGAAGCAGAAUGCCGUAUGUCUCUGGAUCCAAAGUAUGCACACCUUUCGGACGAUCUACACGUUGAAAUAACAGCUCUUGCGCCGCCAGCAGAGGCGUAUGCUCGUAUUGCGUUCGCGUUAGCUGAAGUCCGAAAGUAUCUGAUCCCUGACAAUAACGACAAUAUACGUCAAGAGCAAAUGCGAGAAAUGGAAAUGAGUAUGGUAGACGAUCCGGUGAACACCGACGACAGAAGACCCUCUGUAAGAGGUGUUCCUGCUGGUGGUGGAAUAUUAAGGCCAACCGCCAGGCCCACGCUACCACGAUCCUCGAGAGCGGCGAUACUACCGCCACCUUCGAGUCGAGGACCAAUCUCUCGUCCCGUGUCAGCGAAAAGUAAAGUAUUUUCUAUUUUGGAUCGUGCAAGAGUCGCUAUGGAUCAAAGUUAUGGGUACGAGACUGCUACCCCGCCACCGAGUAAUCGUGUUGGUUCACAUCACGAUUACGACUAUCAUGGGUCGACGAGCAGCAGUAGCCGAUACGGAGACCGACAUUAUACUUCAGGGUCAGGGGGGUAUACAACUUACGAGUACGAAGACGACGCUGUUCCUCACUCCUCACACGAGUACUAUGAAACGUCUGAAUAUCCAGAGGAAUCAUCGAGCCGCGCAUGGAAAUCUUACAAGACGACAACGACAUCGGGCUCAAGCUCGCGCUACCGCAACGCUCCGUAUUCACGACCUUCCAACCCUAAACCGUUGACUCUUCCUCACGCACGACGACCUAUGGUGCCUACGAUGCCAAAACUUAUAAACGACCGAGAACGUUUUUAAACUAAAAGCGACACGGAAGAGACUAAGCACGGUAAACGACAAGCAGGCAAUAUUACAAUUUUUCAUCGUAUUGCGACGGUAACGAGCAGUAACACGAGACUCGUUAAAAAUUUAAACGUCUCGAUUGAUCUUCAACGGUCUCGAUAAUAAUAGAUUGAAUCUCGAUGGAAAAAUCGGUAUUAUGUCCCUUGUAUAUUUUAUUCGUUUCCGUUCGAAAAUUUUGUAUAAUAAGGCCGACACGGUUUUUAGAUGAAUUUUUCGUUGCCGCUGAAUAAGCUGGAACACGUAAUACAAUGAAAACUGUAAUCGAAGCGUCUUGCGACUUUGAAAUGAUUUUGUGUCUCGAACAAUCGUGUAAAUAUCCAUCUCCUAGAAAGUCUGAAUUAAUUUCUGCCGUAUCGUUGAUUCCGUACUUCUGACUUCCUGUAAAAAAAGAAAAAUAAUACAGACCCACUCCUUGAAACCUGUUUGGCAAAUGUCACGUCAGAGUGGAGGGCUAGAGGACCAAGAGGAUCUGUAGAAUGAAACAAGUAAAAUUGUUAAAUAAGCGUGCAUCAUAACGCAAUUUAAGACAAAAACGUCGAAGCUGUGUCAAACUUUUCUGUAGAUUGAAAUUCAUAUCCCCCUUUUACUAUUCCAUUUUGUACGUGUACAAAAUACUGUACCCCCUUUAAUUGGCUGUACACUAUAAAAGUGUGCCCUAAUGAAUUUAUAAAUAAAUUGAAGAACUUAUCAUUCAUACAGCUUUAACGUUGUUUUGAGGACAUGCAUAGCUCGGACAGUCGUGUGUGUUAUAAUGACUUAGAAAUAUAUGUCUAAAAUGGAACAAAGUAAAUAUUUAAAAUGAUAUUCAGUGGCAAAGUGAACAUAUAAAUUAAUAUUAAAAUAAGUUGCCUAUGAUUAUGAAACUUAUACCGUAAUUCAUACGAUAAUAAUUUGUAUAGUAUUUACGUGCAAAAAUAAUUAAAACAAUUUAGUGAAAACUAAAGAAGAAAAAAAAAAAAUAUAAAUACAUGUUAAUGA
This is a messenger RNA of Colletes gigas, 2409 nucleotides long. Its product is annotated as KH domain-containing, RNA-binding, signal transduction-associated protein 3-like. The record is from RefSeq and is a predicted model, not a curated record. Gene Ontology annotation, cellular component: nucleus. Gene Ontology annotation, molecular function: mRNA binding. Gene Ontology annotation, biological process: regulation of alternative mRNA splicing, via spliceosome. Lineage: Eukaryota; Metazoa; Arthropoda; Insecta; Hymenoptera; Colletidae. The transcript has 9 exons. The coding region runs from base 136 to 1386 and encodes 416 amino acids.